GCGCGGGGCUGGUGGCGGCGGUGGGGAGCGGAGGAUGCUGGAGAUGGCGGCGGCGGUGGGAAUUCUCCUGUAGUGCUGCCGCUCUGUGCCUUGUCUCGGGCCGCGCCUGAGCGAGGAACUCCUGUGAGGAAACGGGGCUGCCGCCCCGGGGCGGCUCGGACUGCGCCGUGCCAGGGAGCGUUCGCCUCCCGCCUAAUAAAGAAGAAUGUCCUUGUUUAAAGCUAGAGACUGGUGGUCCACCAUACUUGGAGAAAAGGAAGAAUUUGACCAAGGCUGUCUGUGUGUUGCUGAUGUUGAUAAUAGUGGCAGUGGACAAGAUAAAAUUGUUGUGGGCAGUUAUAUGGGAUAUCUCCGAAUAUUUAAUCCACAUCCUGUGAAACCUGGAGAUGAAGUACAACCUGAAGACUUACUCUUGGAAGUGCAGUUGCAAGAACCAAUAUUGCAGGUGGAAGUAGGAAAAUUYGUUUCUGGUACUGAAGCACUUCAUCUGGCUGURUUGCAUUGCCGAAAACUCUGUGUGUAUGCUGUUUCAGGAACUCAGGGAAAUGUGGAGCAUGGGAACCAGUAUCAGAUCAAACUGAUGUAUGAGCACAAUCUUCAAAGAACUGCUUGUAAUAUGACUUAUGGUCCAUUUGGUGGUGUAAAAGGUCGAGAUUUGAUCUGCAUACAGUCCAUGGAUGGGAUGCUCAUGUUGUUUGAACAAGAAAGUUACGCUUUUGGCCGGUUUUUACCUGGUUUUCUUCUGCCUGGUCCCUUGGCUUACAGCUCUCGCACAGACUCUUUCAUUACAGUGUCUUCUUGUCAACAGGUUGAGAGUUACAAAUACCAAGUUCUGGCAUUUGCGACAGAUGCUGAUGAACGACAAGACACAGAACAGCAAAAACUCAGUUCUGGAAAAAGACUUGCGGUGGAUUGGGUUUUAAACAUYGGAGAGCAAGCACUGGAUAUAUGCAUCGUCUCAUUUAAUCAGGGAGUUUCUUCUGUUUUUGUGCUUGGUGAGAGAAACUUCUUUUGCCUUAAGGAUAAUGGGCAAAUACGAUUCAUGAAGAAGCUUGAUUACAGUCCAAGUUGCUUCAUUCCUUACUGUUCAGUGCAAGAAGGAACAAUAAACACUUUAAUGGCWAACCACAAUAAAAUGUUGAAUGUUUAUCAAGAUGUUACAUUGAAAUGGGCCACUCARCUUCCCCACAUUCCUAUAUCAGUAAAAGUAGCAAAUUUUCAAGACUUGAAGGGUGUUAUAGUCACUCUUAGUGAUGAUGGGCAUCUUCAAUGUUCAUAUCUUGGAACUGAUCCUUCACUCUUCCAGGCUCCUAAGGUUGAUUCUAGGGAAAUAAACUAUGAAGAAAUGAAUGCUGAAAUGAAAGAGCUUCAGAAAAUCAUCAGGGAGGCCACAAAAACACAAGAUAUUUUACCUGAAUCUGAAAAGCAGAGAGAUGUAACUGUCACAGCAGAAGUUUCACCUGAUUUGGAUGARGAAUCUCAAGCCAUUGACAGUGAAGUAAAAGCAGGGGCAGUACCAUCAGUCACAGUAAAGGUAACAAUACAGAGCAAAGCGGCUGUGCAGAAGCCAAGCCUGGCAGUGUGUGUGCAAGCUCCGUUAGCAGUGACCUGUGACCAGUUUGUCUUUGACGAUUUAGAACCAGAUUCAUCUGAAACUGUGGUCCUAUCUGUCUUUUUGAAGGAGAAUUGUUCUCCAUCAGAACUWGAAGGAACUUGUAUGGUUUCAUAUAAUAUAUCAACAGAGCUCAAUCCGGAAGGAAUACCGAGAGUUGCACAGUGUAACUUCACUCUGCCUUUGAAGUUAGUUUGCUUUCCAGCUCAACCUUCAAAAGCAGCAAACCACAAGCUAACUAUUGAUACCAACAAACCUCCCAUCAGUUUUGCCACCAUUUUCAGAGAUUUUGUUGAUUCGUCUGAGGGUGACUCGGCAAAUGCUCUGGGAUUUCAGUUUUUAACAGGUUCAAAAACCACUCUUCUUGCUUCAAAAACAUCACAACGAUACAGGAUUCAGAGUGAUCAGUUUGAAGACCUUUGGCUGGUAACGAAAGAGCUCAUACACCGACUAGAAGUACAUUUCAAGAAGGAAAACUGCAAGGAUUUUGCAUGUACCUUUUCUGGUUCAAUUCCCCUGCAAGAAUAUUUUGAACUAAUUGAUCGACAUUUUGAGCUACGUUUGAAUGGUGAGAAACUUCAGGAGCUGUUAUCUGAAAGGGCUGUACAAUUUCGAGCUAUUGAGCGGCGACUGCUGACACGAUUCAAAGACAAAACUCCAGCUCCUCUUCAACAUCUGGACACCUUGCUAGAAGGAACAUUCAGAGAGGUAAUAGCUCUAGCAGAUGCAGCUGAAGAAAAUCAAGCCAACAUGUUCCAGGCAUUUGCAAAGUUGAAAAGUGCCACCCAUCUGGUGAUUAUGCUAAUUAGUUUGUGGCAGAAGCUCAGCCCUGAUCAAGUUGCUAUUUUGGAAGCUACGUUUUUGCCAUUAGCAGAAGAUACACAAGAACUGGGUUGGGAAGAAACKGUGGAUGCUGCGGUCUCUUACUUGCUAAGAACUUGUUUGUCAAAGAGCUCCAAGGARCAGGCCCUGACUCUCAGCAGCCAGCUGUCCAUGCCCAAAGAUACCAGCAGGCUGAAGAAGAACAUCACUGUCUUCUGUGACAGAUUGGCCAAAGGCGGUCGCCUUUCAUUAAGUACAGAUUCGGCCACUCAGCAAGCUUCUGUCAUGCCAGGUGGCUGUGCUACAAUCCCAGAGUCUGAUUUAGAGGAAAGGACCAUUAUACCGGGCUCCACACCAAUGUUUUCCAGUGACGGGCAGAYCACAAAGCAGAAAUCUAAGCCUGGCUUGUCUGAGGAUGCAGCAGAGGAAACAAAAAGCCACGAACUCUGAAGACAACCCUCAGGAGGAAUUUCUAUCUGAUGCCAGAUGCAUUUAUAAUUCAGCAGUACCAAUCCAUUUUACUUUGUACUGAUUGCAGCUUCCAGGAGAGGACUGUGCUAAUUUAUAUGAAAACAAAGAAGUUCCACUCUAAUAAUUUGGUUGGGUCUCCCUGCCAACUACUAGCAUCCUGAGCAAACUGAGCAAAGUUAAAAUACUUACCCAACUGUGGUAGGGGUGUUGUGUUGUGUUUUGAGAUAUAUCAUCCCUUUCUAAGGAUUCAGUUGAUUGAUCAAAGACUGUUUACACAUAGUUAAAAGCAACCUUUGUUUCCGGAUAUGUUUUGUCUUUUUAAAAAAGAUAUUCUGAACUGCACCUCCCUUUGAGAUUGUAUUAACAUUUGUUAUAUCACAGUUUUGACAAAAGAUAACUAUCUCGUUUCCUCCUGUAUUAACAUUCACCAUUCCAGACAGCUGAAUUCACCACCAGGAGAAAAACUGGUAAUCCAUCACCUCUUUGUCCCCCUCUCUCAUUGCUUAUACAGACUCCUGCUCUCUAGAGAUACAGAGUAAAAUAUGGUUACUGGACAUAAAGGGCAAACCCUUUUGCCAUUAACCAUGUUGCUAUGAAUGGGAAUAAAGUUUACACUCUAAAAGUACCUUGAGCACAGCAACACAUGGAUCUUUUUAUGGUUACCUGUGAUUUCUAUUUUUCUUGUCAAUCAGACAAUUCUAGUUUUGGGUAAGAUUUUCAAAAGUAACUAACAAUUUUUGAGUGCCUUAAUUUUUAUUAAUCCYGUUGGAGGCUGCUUUGAGUGUUGUGUACUUAGAAAGUGCUGAGUAUUCACCUUCKGAAGGUCAGGUCCAUGCAAGGUGCCUGAAAUGCAGCACCCAACAACUGAGGCAAACUGAGAGGAACUAGAGUUUGGAAGAGUCAGGCUCGUGUCUGGGUUUCUGAGAGUGAAUUGAGAUAUUCCUGUAAUAUACUUGGAACUGAAGAUUAGUGAGACCUGGAUGCAGUGUACAAACAGCCAUUUGAAGGAGGCCUUUCCUGACUGUUGCUAGCUCAUACCAAAAUACAAGAUGCAGUCUCUUGGAUGGCAGUUCCAAAAUGCACUGACAGCCCCAGUUUAGUUUGUGGUAGAUACAAGUGCAUGAGCCAUCUCCACAUCCCACACUCCUUUUGGUUCCCUCAACAGGGGUUCACCAGCUCCUGUUCCAGCUGUUGUGAAG
Messenger RNA from Malurus melanocephalus (red-backed fairy wren), 4104 nucleotides. RefSeq names its product Bardet-Biedl syndrome 9 (gene BBS9). The record is from RefSeq and is a predicted model, not a curated record. Lineage: Eukaryota; Metazoa; Chordata; Aves; Passeriformes; Maluridae. Gene Ontology annotation, cellular component: BBSome; membrane. The transcript has 23 exons. Gene Ontology annotation, biological process: cilium assembly. The coding region runs from base 206 to 2884 and encodes 892 amino acids.